Messenger RNA from Spirometra erinaceieuropaei, 5572 nucleotides. NCBI's taxonomy places the organism in Eukaryota, Metazoa, Platyhelminthes, Cestoda, Diphyllobothriidea, Diphyllobothriidae. The record is from the annotation of a GenBank genome assembly.
AUGCUCCUGGCUAUCGCGGCGGAGAACAUGAACUUGCAUCGACGAAUCGCCGUCGCUUUCGUGCGCUGGAUGGGUGAUGAUCCGAGAUUGUAAGCUCAUGAGUUUGAGAUGCUGCUAGAACCAAGCGUUAAGCACACUUGUGUAUCAUUUGCAUUAAUGUGGAUUCGUCGGUGAAGGUAACAUUGUCCGUUUAAAUCUGGGUAACGUUGUGGAACCGGGCCGUAUUUUGAUUGAUUGCGCUAACAGACCAUACGUUUUGAAGGACAUUACAUCACUGACUGUCUUUUUGAAGAAGUGGGCACGAUCGCUGGAACAAAAACUUUAUUUGCUCGACUUAUUGGAGUCCUUCUUAAAACCAUCAUCUGAGACAACAUCCGACACGCGUGGUUUAUUUACAUGGGGCUGCUACCGCACACCUAAAAAAAUUCACGGCUAACCCUCUCCCCCUUCAUUAGGGGUCGUUGCAUUUGGUGGGAUUUCUGUUCAGCGGCCGACAUUCGAGACGGCAAUUUCAUUAAGUGAAAUAAUCCUUGAUGAGGGGGUUAGCCGGCAAUUUCCAUAGGUAUGCGGUAGCAUGAAGACUGCAUCAUAUAAAUACUGCAGCCCCUUGUGCAUAAAGCACCCGUAUCUGUUAUUGUCUCCGGUGAUGGAUUCGAGCAGAAAUACGAAAUUUCAGGCGAAUUGAGCUGUUGAUCAAGUGAUCAUGUCUCCUUCUUUGCGGCUGCCUCCUGGAAUCCACUUCUCCGCUCCUAUUGACUUAAAUGUUUGAUGCUUCUAAGAAGAAAACACGAUAGCUUGAUCAAUUGCCUUAUUCGCCUGACGUUUCGGAUUCCUACUCGAACCCAUCAUCAGGGACAAUAGCAGAUACGGGUGGUUCAUGCACAUGAAAAUGCAGCAUCUAUAGGAUGCAGUCGUUGUUCGUUAUGAUCGAAUGCCAUCGAAUAGCACAGCCAUGGAUUGUUGACGUUACUCUUGUCUUGGCAACGUCCUCUCAGUUUGUCAUGAUAUCGCCGGCACUGUGUUCGUCAGGAAGUUAUAUAUGAGAACAAACUUUCUUCUGACGGACACAGACGAUAAAAGAGUAAACGAAAGGUUUCGGGGAGGAAUUGAUUUUCCUGCCAGGCCGAUCCAAGAAUGAUGAUUAGUCCUGGGGUGACGUUAACGGUAGCUGUGGGAUGCCAACAAAAAAAUUCCAGUCAUACUUGCUAUAGGUGCCGAAUGCUAUUAUAAAUAUGUGCAUGCCGGUAGACGGCACACAAACUUCUAAAAGGGACAAAUUUGUAGCACAAAUGCUGUCGCCUAUGACUAGAGAACAUGAGAAAAGGGUCAGUUUAGUUUAUUUGGUAAGGAUAAUAGGCAAAGCCUUUGAAAACCCUACGUGUCAGCUCGUUAGAAAUAACUGUACACGAACAUUCAUCUGAGUAGCAUUGUCAAAUAUCGAUGUACUUCUAUGCAUAAUCGCAAAGGUGGUGGCUCACACGUACAUCUAUCCUGGUCAUAAAAUCCAGGUUGCAGGACCCUUGUGUUUUCAGACUCCUAAGGACAUGCGUGAACGCACACAAACUGUCAGCAGGCAACAUAUACCGCUUAAUCCCACUGCUCCACAUAUUGACGAGGAAAGUGGUUGAUCCAUGAGCGAACAAACAGUAUGCAAGUCGGUUUAGUCGCAAAUAACCUACGCUAAAAUAAGCCCUGCACUAUGAGCGAAUAGGAGAGAAUUAAGUGGAAGAACCCGUUUACUUGGCAUUUGACAGUUGUAGCGUCUUUGUCAGCGGUGUCCACUGCGGGCUUCACAGCAAGGUGAGAGCAGGCACGGUGACAUACACAUGAUAGCGGACUUGCGUUGUACCUGUCGCACCUUCUCCUCCUACACCUGAGACCGGUGUCAAAGCACUGUCCAGAAGACCGACUCGGGAGAGUGCGCAGGUUGCUGGUGCGGCCGGGCCCGCGCCUAGGCGUGCUGCCACACCCACUGGUCUACAGCAAACACUUGAACAUGGUACUAGCAUUUUACCGAGUAAAGAUCUGCAUUAUCGGUCAGCAAAUGUGCAAAAUACGAUCACGGACUCCAGAGUAAAAAUUUGCCUCAAUGUCACGGUAUCACAAAUUAGAAUUUAAAAUUUAACCUUAAUUUUCUGCCCAAUCUUUGUCAAGUGACCAGCAUUGGGCAGAUUUGCCUUCAUAGUUCCGGGUAGAGACAUCGUUGACCAAUUUACCGGCUGGUAUAUUUGUUGGCAGCCACCUAAGGGUCACCUAUGGCACCCACUGUCCCAAGUUAAAUACUUACGCGACGGAGGCUGUUCUGGAUGAUUCGAAAAACGUCUGAGUAAACAAUUAGAUCCUGCGCAUCUUUGCAUGAUCGAUUUCGAGGUUGCUUAAUUUUAGUGGACCUUGCAGCUAUAUGUCGCUUUUACACAAAUACCAUACUGGCGUAUAAAGUGGAGAGCCGGCGACUCAAACGAAAUAGCCUAGUCAUUCGGUGGACAACAGCGGAGAAAAUAACUGAAGCCUCGCUUUUUGAAAAAAGACCAUUUUAGGACAGGCUAUACGCGCUCUGUUGCAAUUAGUUAAGCAGUUUUCAGCCCACUUUCGAGGCUGAACGGUCUUUAGCAAUUGCAAUAUUAAGGCGGGGUUAUGUCAUAUUUGCUGCCAAACUGCGCUCGUCCAAAUGACUCCCGAUGUACCAUUGAUGAGGUACCCACUGCUUUCCUACUUCUAGGUUGAUACUGAGUGUUAUGCUUCCAACCUGGUUCCUCUCAAUGUGGAUGAGCAAUACGGCUACAACUGUGAUGAUGGUUGCCAUUGUGGAGGCGCUACUGACAAAACUGGACGAGGUCACUGCAGGUUAGUAGCAUUGUUAAAUGCUGAAAACAGUCGCUGUAAAACAAGCUAACUUUGUUCCUUAUUGGAGAAUAAACCCAGACCUGUAAGUUUUUGUUCCCCCUACAGUUCCACCAGAAGGAACAGACCCAAACGAGGCAACUGGGUAUGCUUCAAAUUACCCCUAAAUUUUGAAAUAAUCUGAAAUCGCGUGGUAAGAUUAAAAUGGCUACAUUCCGAUUUUAGCGAUGAGAGCAAAGGCCGGAAGCGACUGCGACGCUUUGCCACAGGAAUCAGCUUGUCCGUCUGUUACGCCGCCAGUUGCGGUGGAAUCGCUACCUUGAUAGGUUCACCACCGAAUAUCAUCUUUUACGGUCUUGCAGUCAGGUAAGAAGACUUUGGUGCGUCGGGGGUCUCCGCUUUUAACCCGAGUUGAGUGCUGCUAGUAAUUUGACUGGGGUACACUAGGGUCGAUACUUUAUAGCGCCAGGUAUAAAUGAUGAUAUGAUGUUGCUCGACGAGAUGACGUCAUUCCUUUCCUGAUUUCAGCCGAUUUGGAAGUGAAAUUCCGCUAAACUUUGGAUCUUGGAUGGCUUACGGAUUCCCCAUGUCUCUGCUCUGCCUAAUUUCUGCUUGGAUUAUCAUAUGCCUACUGUUCCUCGGACCCAAGUAAGUCUACAGAGUGGACUAAGUCCACUGAAGUAUUCAAGAUCAACUUGCAUUUUUAGAGUUUCAAUAUCAAACCUACUUCUGUGUCAUUAAGGGCCUUCUUCAAAUGCGGUCGAGCUAAAAAGAGCAAUCCUUCAGAUGAGUUCCAGGAGGAAUUCUAUAAAGAUCCAACCUCGGCAAAAAGCAAGGACAAGCUGGAAGAACUAGAACGCGCCGUCGACCAGGAAGACAAUGAAGAAAUCUCGUUCGAUAUUGUUGCUAUCGUUAAAAAGAUUUCUGAAGAAGAACGGCGAGUCCUAGGUCCCAUGAAGUAAGUACUCAGGGUGAAAGAUUGACUGAAGCUGAGGUGGCCAGCAUCAUGUUAAAGUAGUUUUUAUGUGUUGCUUGAUGUUCCGCAUCCGCCUUCAGCCCGUGUUACAUUCAUUCAUUGUCCCUAUCCUGCUACCCAAUUAACUUACGGUGGUCAUUUCUGUUCUAGGUUUGGUGAAAUAGCCUGCACGGUCUUAUUCCUAUUGCUGAUUGGCUUGUGGAUUACACGGGAACCCGGUGUGCCCGGAUGGUCGCGUUUCAUGCCAGUUAGCAACGAUUCAAAUGGCAAAGUCGUGAGGUACGCUCAUUUUACCCCCGCUCAAUCAGACGACAGCACAGACGAAUACAAGAGCCCCAGGGCAUUUUUAUUCCAGUUGUAUAUUUAAAAAAGCAUAUGCGACAGAAAUCUUCGUAUCUAUAUGUUUUGUGUUCCCUCAUAAACUGUGGCAUGUUACUCCAUAAUAUGAAUAGAGGCUGGUCACUGCACAGCAGCUUAAAUGUUCUCUCGAAUCCAGUGGGGAAAUUACAAGGCCCUCGUUCAGUGGACAGAGGCUAAGCAAUGAUGAGGAGGCAUCUCAAUACACGAUUGCAUAAAGAAAAAAAAACAGUAGGGCAAAAAUUGGCGUGGGGUUUAAAGAACUGGGAUUUACCACAUGUUCUCGUUAUUUGCGUAAGUUCGGUUCAUCCCUCAUAUGCGGUCUGCUUCCAAGUCUGCUUUACGCACACGUACGUUAGUGGAAAAUUUCAGUCUUAUCUAUAAGUGACAGUUAUCAAUACCCCCACGCCCAGACUGUUCAAUCGGAAGGUUCCUGGCCUGUCCUAAUAACAGACCAGUACGGCGAAUGCAACCCACCCGAAGUUGUCAUUAUUCCUGAUCGUAGUCGCCGCUCGCCUGUCAGGCCACCGUUCUGUCCGAGCAACUGAAGCGGAUUCAAAUCUGGGGUCAAGGUUUGGGAUACAGUUGGUCGGUGGCGGAAAGUAAACACUAAACCAUCAUUAGGCCUCUUUUUUACUACUGAUUAUGUGUAGUGUAGUGUAUUUUAGGGUAAUAGGCAAUUCCCAUGAUGACCCUAUUGAAAACAGUACAUAAAAUAUAAAUGUUAAAUACACAUUUUACUAAAAUAUUGUCAGUAACAUAUUUGUUCACGGAAAACGUUUUCACAGUGGGGGACUGCGAAGGGUGCGGUAAGCAGUCUUUUCAGUGUACAUAGGAAAUUUUAAGUGCAGUUAUAUACAAUCGGCAUAAAGUGCAGUCAUUUGCAUAGUUUGAGAGAAAAAAACUCAUUAAAGGUCAGGGAUGUGUUAAGCAGAGAUGAAAUCAUGAAAUGAAAUUUAUGGCUGGCCGCAGAUAGUCCUGUAGUGAGAGUCGUCGUUUAUCAAAGAUCAAACGAUCCAGCUGCCUUUGAAUACAGCCAUUGUAUCAGAUGUCACAAUUUCACUUGGGAGUGAGUUCCAUGGUCGAACAACACGCUGGCUGAAGGAAAACUUUCUCGUUAAGCGACCGCCAGCGUGCAUUCUAAGCUGAGAUCCCAAACUCAAUACGCCACCCAGGAUCAUUCCUAUGGUUUAGUCAGAGUGGGAGACCACCCGUUGCUGUGACAUCAAAUGUUCGAUUUAGCCGGGGAAAAGUUACACAUUUAAAUAAAUGUUGUUGUUUCCUUGAAGAUACGUGGACGACACUCAACCAACCAUCCUCUUUGCCAUCUUGGCUUGCAUUGUCCCCGCCUCAAACCCCUUCCGUCUUCGUGCUGAUCCAGAUGAAACAGGCAAGUGA